AAAAGUCCGUUAGGCGAGGACGAGCGGGGCCGAGGCCCCAUGUGCAGAGGUGAUCUGUGGAGGCUCGGCGGUGCAGUGGGAAGGGAGGUGACCGCCGUUUAGCCUAGACGUGUUACAGUUCAUCGGGAGGCAGUUCCAGGUUUCCAGUUCUGCGAAUAUUUCAACGAAAUUGACACAGAGAGUUAACAAAGAAAGUUUCUGAAUCUUUCACUGGCAAGGGGAUUUCUCACAGCUUCUAGCUAUGCGUCUGUCUGUACUGCUGGCUUUGGCGUCCAAGGUCACUCUGCCCCCUCACUACCGCUAUGGGAUGAGCCGCCCAGGCUCCCUGGCAGACAAGAGGAAGAACCCCCCAUGGACCAGGAGGCGCCCUGUGGUUGUGGAACCCAUCUCUGAUGAAGACUGGCAUCUGUUCUGUGGGGACAUGGUGGAGAUCCUAGAAGGCAAGGAUGCUGGGAAGCAAGGCAGAGUGGUUCAAGUUAUCCGGCAGCGAAAUUGGGUAGUCCUAGAGGGACUGAACACACAUUUCCGCUACAUUGGCAAGACGAAGGAUUCUCGGGGAACCAUGAUCCCUAGUGAAGCCCCUUUGCUCCACCACCAGGUCAAACUUGUGGAUCCUGUGGACAGGAAACCAACUGAAAUUGAGUGGAGAUUUACUGAGGCAGGAGAGCGGGUACGGGUCUCCACAAGAUCAGGAAGAAUUAUCCCCAAACCUGAGUUUCCCAGAGCUGAUGGCAUUGUUCCUGAAACAUGGAUUGAUGGCCCCAAAGACACAUCAGUGGAAGAUGCUCUAGAAAGAACUUACGUGCCUCGUCUAAAGACACUGGAGGAAGAGGUGAUGGAGGCAAUGGGGAUCCAGGAGACCCGGAAACACAAGAAAGUCUAUUGGUAUUGAGUCUAGGGAAAGCAGCUUCUCCUGCUUUUAUCUUAGCCUUGAAGGCCAAGGCACUAUUCUCAGACACCAAUAAAGUGCCAUUAGUCUUCCGACA
This is a messenger RNA of Sciurus carolinensis (gray squirrel), 986 nucleotides long. It is a transcript of the gene Mrpl24, whose product is annotated as mitochondrial ribosomal protein L24. Gene Ontology annotation, biological process: translation. The transcript is spliced from 7 exons. The record is from RefSeq and is a predicted model, not a curated record. Gene Ontology annotation, cellular component: mitochondrion; ribosome. Lineage: Eukaryota; Metazoa; Chordata; Mammalia; Rodentia; Sciuridae. Gene Ontology annotation, molecular function: structural constituent of ribosome; RNA binding. The coding region runs from base 242 to 892 and encodes 216 amino acids.